CUUUUCUGGAUCACAACAAACACUGAGGGGGGUUUUUUUUUCGCAUACACAAUGUACAAGAAAUAUCACACAGAAGAUUGAUUUAAAAUGCAUGUAACAUCAUGCCAUUAUACUGAAUUAUAGAUUGUCCUGUUCACACACUUUCUUAUUUUUUCUUCUUGUUUUUUUCUCUAUGAUGCCAAGCAACAUGCCCUUCGUACUUAAUAAAUCGCAGAUUGAGAUGUUGAGUGCUAUCUUUGAUACCUUCAUUGCCCCACUCUCACCUACUGAACAACAUGCAAUUGAACAAAAACUCCAAGCAUCUGGCAUAUCUCCCAAACACAUAUCGACUAUGUCUCACGUCUCUGCAACUUCACUUCGUCUUACACCUGUGGUAAUCCAAUUCAUCCAAGACGUUGUUCCUCCUACCAAACAAAAAGAACUUGUGCGUAUCCUGGACAUGUUGGCCACUCGUCCGGGUGCUUUACUCUUAACGGGCCAUUGGCAACCUUUGACUGAACUGGAUCGUGAGAAACGAGAACAAGUCUUACUUGGCUGGCAAAAAUCCUCGUUCCUUACUUUCCGCACACUUUACAAAGCAUUUGCUUCACUUUGUCUAUUUCAUGCUUACAACAGAAAGAAUUCGGUCUUGAAUGAGUGCUUAAACUAUCAUGCUUCUCGGGAUAUCUUUUUUGAACAACAUCAAGAUUAUAGUACUAUUGAACACGAAAGGUUGCCCAUGAUGACGACAGAAGAAGCGUUGCAAGGCCAUCUCUCGUUUGAUGUGGUGGUAGUUGGCAGUGGUGCUGGAGGAGGCGUAGUGGCUGCUGAACUUUCUAAAGCAGGGUACUCUGUGUUGGUCAUUGAGAAAGGCAAAUACUAUCAUCAGAGUGAAAUGGUUCCUAAUGAAGAGGAAGCUUAUAAAAACAUGUAUGAUACGGGUACUGCCAUGACUUCCAGAAAUAAUUCGAUUGAGUGUUUGUCAGGUGCUACUCUAGGUGGAGGUACUGCUGUGAAUUACUUGGUCUCACUCAAGCCACAACAUUUUGUUCGAGAAGAAUGGAUACUUCAAGGGCUUUCUCAUUUUAAUUCUCCUCAGUUUAGUAAGGAUCUUGAUUAUGUAUUUGAUAGAAUUGGUGCCAGUCAAGAAAACAUAUUGGAAACACUCACCAAUCAAAAGUUUGAGAAAGGAUGCAGGGACCUGGGUUAUCCUAUUGAAAAAGUCUAUGUGAAUACAGGUGGUAAACCUCAUCACUGCAGUCGCUGUAUGUAUGGCUGUCGAUCAGGUAUCAAACAUAGUACAGCCAAUAGUUGGCUUAAAGAUGCACAUCAAUACGGAGCUCGGUUCUUGGACAGAACGCAAGUCACUCGUGUGCUUACAAAAAACCAAAAGGUGGUUGGUGUAGAAUGCGUUGUACACCGUACACAAAAGACCACCAUUCAGGCCACACGAGUUAUUGUUGCUUGUGGAGCACUUCGAACGCCUUCUUUGCUCUGGGCAAGUGGACUCAAGAACCCUCAUAUUGGUCGACAUCUUGUUCUUCAGCCUAUCUUGUUUGGAUUUGGCUUGUUUGAUGAACCCAUCCGACAAAAAGACGGCCCACUUAUUUCAAGAGUCUCAGAUGGAGGCGAUGUCAAGAUAGAAGAAGGGUUAGUUUUACCCGGUGGAUUGGCUACUAAAUUGCCAUGGCUGGGUGCAGCCAGACAUAAGGAACUCAUGCUGAGACAUGACCAUAUUCUUUCCCUGAUCAAUGUCGUCCGAGAUACAGACUCUAUAGGCACAGUAAUCCAUGAUCCCGAAAAUCCGAAUCCAGUGUUUGAUUAUGUGUUAUCCAAGCUCGACCAACAAGUCAUGAUCACAAGUUUAGAGCGUAACAUGAAGUUGAUGGUUGCUGCUGGUGCCCGUGAACUUUAUACGUUACAACCUAAUGUGGAACCCUUUGUGUUCUCUCCAGAAGAAAACAUUCGAGUUGAUCAUCCUCGCUUUGAACAUUGGCUUGAAUCCGUUCGAAAGGCAGGCAUCAGUUCUAUCUCUACGCCUCUUGUCUCUGUCCAUCAAUUGGGUUCAUGGUAAUCUAUUUGUUUAAUAUGAUGUCAUCUAACUGUAUAUCUAUCAUCUCUCUCUCUCUCUCUUGGUGAAACAUGGGAAGUAAAGCAUUUGUAUGUUGCUGAUGGAUCCUUGUUACCCACAGCAGUAGGAGUCAAUCCUAUGGUGACGAUUGAAGCAAUAGCUCUGCAUGUUGCUCGCCAAAUACUUCCUCAGUCUCGGCUUUAAAAUAAAAAGUCAUGGGGUAAUACCUUUGCUUUUUUUUUUUUUUU
Molecule: messenger RNA, 2298 nt
Organism: Gilbertella persicaria
Lineage: Eukaryota; Fungi; Mucoromycota; Mucoromycetes; Mucorales; Choanephoraceae
Product: GMC oxidoreductase-domain-containing protein
Exons: 6
Coding region: 173-2053 (626 amino acids)
Molecular function (GO): flavin adenine dinucleotide binding; long-chain-alcohol oxidase activity
Source: RefSeq, a predicted model, not a curated record